This is a messenger RNA of Branchiostoma belcheri (Belcher's lancelet), 539 nucleotides long. Its product is annotated as cell number regulator 11-like. The transcript has 4 exons. Bases 110 to 442 code for a protein of 110 amino acids. The record is from RefSeq and is a predicted model, not a curated record. NCBI's taxonomy places the organism in Eukaryota, Metazoa, Chordata, Leptocardii, Amphioxiformes, Branchiostomatidae.
UUUAAAUAGCAACCAACAGUCUUUUGCUUGAUACGAACGAAUAAGCGUCAGUUGCGUGGAAGUUCCUCAAUUGGAGAAGACGGAAGGAAAAAAAAACUACGAGGCCAAAAUGGGUGACUGGACCUACGGAAUUUGUGGCUGCUUCAAUAACUUUGGAGUCUGCAUCAUUUCGUACUUUCUGCCGUGCGUAACAGCUGGGAGAAAUGCAGAGAAGGCCGGCAUGGGCUCCUGUCUGUACUGCGGAGUCAUGUCCAUGCUUGGCUGUGUCGGCUGGUAUGUGGUGGCGAAGACUAGAGAGGAGACACGUGGGUUAAGGGGCAUAGACGGUUCUCUCUGCGGUGACCUACUGAUGACCUUGAUCUGCCCCUUCUGUGUGGUCGUCCAGACGGCACAGGAACUGGAAUUGACAGAGGGUAGCCCACAAUCCAUUGCGAGAGAGUAGCGACCACAUCCGGGUUACACAGAGAGUCAAUGGUGACCUCUGCAUCUGACCUUCACUACAUCUUUGCUUGUGGCAGUGAAUGUGUGCAGCUAGUAUU